Molecule: messenger RNA, 4895 nt
Organism: Chrysoperla carnea
Lineage: Eukaryota; Metazoa; Arthropoda; Insecta; Neuroptera; Chrysopidae
Gene: bon
Product: E3 ubiquitin-protein ligase TRIM33
Exons: 8
Coding region: 144-3557 (1137 amino acids)
Biological process (GO): positive regulation of DNA-templated transcription
Cellular component (GO): nucleoplasm; chromatin
Molecular function (GO): protein binding; ubiquitin-protein transferase activity; zinc ion binding
Source: RefSeq, a predicted model, not a curated record
UUGUAAUUAAAUGUCUUCAAUCAUUAUUUUUAUAAUGUAAAUAGCGAAAGGGACAGUAAUUCAAUCAACAUUUUUAAUCAUGAAAGCCCUUUGUGUAAUUUAAAAGAAACAAAAAGGUUAUGUGUUAAAAAAUAUUUACAAAAAUGGAAGGAUUAGUAACACCUACAUCCAUUCUUGGAAUGGAUACCGAUUUAGCAUCGGUGAUGGUUAAAGAAGAAAUUGUUGAUCCUUUAGAAAUACUUCCAGAUCCAUUGGCUGUACCGAAUAAUCCAGAAGAAAUUACAGCAAAUGCAUCAUCUGAAUCAGUUGUAGAAAGUCCAACAACCGGAGAUUUUCUAAAAGUAUGGAAUUCAAAAUGUGUAUUUUGUGAUCGUAUACCACAAACUAGUGAUGAACCAAAAUUAUUGGAGUGUUUACAUUCGGCAUGUACAGCGUGUAUCAACAGCCAGUGUGAACAAACGAAUGAAACAACAGAAUCAAAUGAUUCGAUGGUGGUUUUAUGUAAAUUGUGUGAUAUGCGAAGUACAAUAUCACAGAUAAUCGAAAAUCAAUUUUUACUUGAGUUAAACAGUGCUGAAGCGGAAACAACAGCUGAAAGUGAGAAAGUUGUUGCUGAAAUAAAAUGUAGUUCGUGUAGUGACGAAGCGAUCGCCACUUCAUGGUGUGUUAAUUGUGAAGAAUAUAUUUGUGACAAUUGUGUACAAGCCCAUCAAAGACUCAAGAUCACCAAGGACCAUACAAUCAAACCGAAAGAUGAAAGUUCGAAUUCGAAUAGUGGAACAAGUGUACCGAAAUCAAUGUUCUGCUCGUUACAUUCACAUGAACGUUUAUCGUUGUUUUGUGUGUCUUGUGACAAGUUGACGUGCCGUGAUUGUCAAUUGACUGAGCACCGCGAUCAUAAGUACAAAUUUAUACAUGAGAUUGCUGAAGAAACUCGUGCUUCGAUGGCGAUAUUAUUGAAAGAUGUGAGCUAUAAACGAGUUUUGUUAUCUAGUGCUAUGAAAGUGAUUGACGAUCGACAAAAAUUAAUACAGGAUAAGAAAAAUUCACUGGUUAAAGAAAUUACUCAAAUGGUUGUUAGAUUAACGAACACAAUAAAUGUACGUGGAAAACAAUUAGUAAUGCGGCUAAAUGAAGUAUGUGACUCAAAGCAGAAAACAUUAAAUGAGAAACGUGAGGCAUUAGAUCAACUAUCAAUGUUAACAGAUCAUUGUGUGGGUUUUACUCAACAUGCGUUAGAUCGUGGUAGUGACAUGGCCUUAUUACAUAGUAAAAGGCAUGUAUUAAGUCAUUUGAACCGUAUCAAAAGUCGACGGGCUGAUAUACCAAAUCCAGAGAUACCAGUUCGAAUACAUUUGGCAUUAGAUAAAGUGCCCGAUUUAAUAAAAGUCGUAUCAUCAAUUGGUGCCAUUGUUGUGGAUGGGAAAAUUUAUCCUUCCACAAAUUCCGGAAAUAAUUCUGGUAGUGGACCACACCAAUCACCAUCACCUCAAGCAUUACCUGCCGUAAGUCCGCAAGCUACAAUUACACCAAUAAAUGGACCACAAACGGGACCACCAGGAACACCAAUUGGGCAAGUACCUUUGCAUCCUCUCACUCAAGUGUUUGGACAAAAUCGGCCUGCUGGACAGCAAAUGAUGCAACAACGUCCACCCCAACAUUCCAUGCAAAAUCAACAACGUACACCUCCUUCAAUAGUUCCACGACUACCUUAUCAUCCAAAUGUCCAGCAAGCGCCUGCAGGUCAACAACAACAGGUUGUAAUACGUUUACCUGGCACAAAUAACCAACAAGUGACUUCAUCCACACAUCCACAGGGUAUAAAUCAAGGUAUGGCAGAUGGAUUGAAUCAAAAUCUACGUGGAUUAUUACAAACAGCACCCACAGCGUAUGUGGCCAAUAAUCAAGCAACAUUUACACCACAAAAUCCACAAAAUAUAUACCGUAUCCAAACACAACAGACAAUUCAACAAGGAUAUCGGCAACCACCACCUAGUUAUACGAAUUUUCAGCAACCAGGGAUACCGCAACGGCCACAAAUAAAAUUCCAACAAAAUCCCCAACAAGUUCAAAAUUAUUAUCCACAACAAAUGCAUCAAGUGCAACAACAUCCGCAAAAUCAACAAGCUAUGAACGCUGCAAAUCAACAACAAUUACAUCGAAUGAUGACACCAAAUCAACAACAGAUCAUGGUUGCUAAUUCUAUAGCUGCACGUCAGAUGAGUCAACGGGGACCUAGCCCAAUGAUGAAUCAAGUGGCAGCGGCAGCCUAUCAACAGCAACAGCAAGGGGUAAAUAAUCAACAACAACAAAAUCAAAUGAAUCAAUAUUUGCAACAAAGGCAAGGCCCCCAACAGCAACAACCGCACGUCCAGCAGCAACAGCCGCAUAUGCAACAGAUGCAGCAAGUACAAGUACAACAAACGACAGGUGGCGCCCAAUGGCAUAUACCACAACAAGCAAUGAAUGGUCAAGCGAUGAACAAUCAACAAUAUAAUAGCAAUGAUCAAAAUUUUCAAAAGAAUUCAUUAAAUAACAAUGCAAAACCAGAUGAUUCAUUUAAAAUCACUUUAAAAAACUUGACACCGAGACCCUCACCAGAUACAGCAGCUAAAACUGGUGCGGUGUCGUCGACAAUUCCAAAAACACCAAGUCCAAAUACCACUCAUGGUGGUAAACAUGAUGAUGCUGAACGUAAACUAGAUAAAUUCUGUCAAGAUUCUGUUAAUGAUUUAAUGGCAACCAUUGCCAAAUUGGACAGUAAUGGUGUUCAAGUUUUAGCUGAAAAUCGAACAAAAGGUGGAUCACCACAUGUAGAUAGUUCAACAGACACACGUAAUGGCAGUGCAACAAAUGAAAGGCGUCCAUCAUUAAACAACAAUGUUCAAUCAACAUUAAUAAAGAAUCCUAUGGCCGAAGUAGAAAAAGACGAUCCAAAUGAGGAUUGGUGUGCGGUCUGUAUGGAUGGCGGUGAACUCGUAUGCUGCGAUAAAUGUCCAAAAGUAUUUCAUCAAUAUUGUCAUAUACCUAAUUUAAGUGUAGAGCGUAUGGGUUACAGGGAGAGUGACACAUGGCAGUGUUUGCUGUGUAUGAAUUUUGCAGAUGUACCAAAUACCGCAUUAGGUGAAAAACGUGAACCAGGUUUAAGUCCAAAAGAGAGGAAAAUCGCUGAACGUAUAGUCUUAGAAUUGUAUUGUCAAUAUGAACCAAGUUUACCUUUUAGAGAACUUGUUUCACCUGAGAAUACAGAUUAUCAUACAAAAAUUAAGAAACCAAUGGCAUUAGAAGUUAUUCGACAAAAAUUAGAUUGGAAUUCAUCUGAUCAUUAUACUGAGAUCAUACAACUCAUCACUGAUUUACGACUAAUGUUCCGUAAUGCAUAUAAUUAUAACGAGCGUGGAACACAAGUAUACAAUGAUGCACAAAGAUUAGAAGAAUUUUUAGAUCAACAAUUAGAAAAAUGGUUGCCAGCUUAUGCAUAUGAAGAUCCUUUACGAGACGAUGAAGAUAAGUUAUACCCACCAUUGAAACGUUACAAGCGAAUAGUGUCUGAAUGACAAAAGGAGGAUACUCCAACACCUCCACCACAGCCACCGCCUCCCCCACAAAUUACACAACAACAUCAGCAACAACAACAGCCACAAAUACCACAAACAAAAACUGAAAAUAUCAAUAAUGGUAACAAUCAUCAUGCUACAAAUCAUGAAGGGAGCGGUAUUCAUGAAGGAGCAUAGUGGGACGCUAAUUUAGACUCUUAUGAAACAUUUAUUAAUGUAUUUCUUAAAUGUUAGUCUCAACAAAUUCUUAUAUCAAAAACAAAUUGUAUCAUUAGACGUUUACUAUUUAAUUAAGCACCACGUCUAAAGCAAAAUUCAGUAAGAUAUUAAUACCAUCUUUAUGGACCUGGCCCGUCCCAACCGCGUAUACCACAAUCAAUCGUGUUAUUAAAAGAUCAACAUUUAUAAUCCUGGAAUAUUUCUGAAUUGAAUUUCUUCAUGGUUUUUAUCUACUCUCUGAAGAAUAUCCAAAGGGAAUGCAAAAAUAAUAAAGCGACGACUGUAAUGAUUAUCAUUUCUUCCUAGUAUUGUAUUCUGGAGACUAAAAUUUCAACAGAUAGCAAUUAAAUAUUCGAUUGUGCCUACUACAAUCUCUGUAUUUUUAGGUAGAAUUUUAGCUAAAUGUCAUAGUUAUAGAAAUAACGAAGCAUACGACUAGAAUGUAUUUUCUAAUUAUGCAAUUCAUAAUCAUCUCGUAAUUAUCAAACAUGCACUACUAAAUCUUAAUGAAUUGAUAAUAAUUGCUUUUUACAAAAACACUAAUCCACUGCCGCGUAUUACUAAUCAACUUUUGUAUACUAGGCUCCCAAAUUUUUAAAAGUGUAUUAUACCUCAGCUAAAAGAAAAAAAUUAAUUAUUUUUAGAUUAGAUUUAUGUAUUUGGGGGUUAGUAUUUAACUUUAGCCGCUUGAAAGAUCAAAAUAUUGAUAGUUAAACAUACCUAUCUCUUUUCGAACAAAACUAGAUUGUUGGAAUUUUGAAUUUUUUGACGUUUUAAAAAGAAUCUUUUAUUUUAGGUAGAAUUUUAGCAUAUUACACAUUAUCUCAAUAUUUUGCCAGUGAGUAUCCAACACGUCGCGCUUUUUCAAAGCGGGGAUUUUAUCUCAUUAAAAAUUUUUUUGAUUUUAGCAGUCCAUACAUUGAAAACCAACCAUAUUUGUUGACCGAUUUCACUUUUUGUCAUUUCUUUUUCGGUAUUUUCAUAUUUUGUUAAGAAAUACGGAUAAAAAACUGAAAUCAUAUUCUCUAUUUUGUACCUCAUAAGUUUUUCUUAAAGAAAAAAUACAUGGAUUCUAAAUUUACAGAAAUAGCUUAACUAAAUAAUCAGUUUAGCUAUAAA